UAUCCCUCACCGUCAGCCGUCGCCGGCGAUGUACGGAAAUUUACACUUUUCCGGCCUUCCAUUUCCCUUCUUACUCCAUUGACGUCGAAGGCUUGUUUCAUCUUCUUAAAAGCACAAACCUUCACUUUCUCUCUCUAUUUUCAGAGAUUUAAGAGAGAGAUGGAUCUAGUCUUGCCAUUGAAGCCCCAAGUCAUUAUCUCCACAACCUAUUAUCCUUCACUCUUUUCACCUCUUCCUCCUUCUUCUUCAUUAAAAUUUCAAACCUUCCGUACACGUUUGGGGCCACAGUUCGCCCUCAAACGAGCUACAGUUCGCUCAGAGUUCGAUGGAAAAGUUAACGGCGCUCUUUCCGGUGAUCUCGACCCUCGUUUCCUCGACAGGCAAAAAGCAUUGGAAGCUGCAAUGAAUGAUAUAAAUAGCUCAUUUGGAAAAGGAAGUGUCACUAGAUUGGGCAGUGCUGGUGGAGCUCUUGUAGAAACAUUUCCAAGUGGUUGUUUGACGUUAGAUUUUGCGCUAGGUGGUGGUCUUCCCAAAGGGAGAAUUGUCGAGAUUUAUGGACCUGAAAGCAGUGGGAAGACUACUUUAGCACUCCAUGCCAUUGCUGAAAUUCAGAAGCUAGGUGGUCAUGCCAUGCUUGUUGAUGCAGAACAUGCUUUUGAUCCUGCGUAUUCUAAGGCAUUGGGUGUGGAUGUAGAGAAUUUGAUUGUUUGUCAGCCUGAUCAUGGAGAAAUGGGACUUGAGAUUGCAGAUCGUAUGUGUAGAUCUGGUGCUAUCGAUCUUAUAUGCAUUGAUUCCGUGUCAGCUCUCACUCCACGUGCUGAGAUUGAAGGUGAAAUAGGAAUGCAGCAAAUGGGAUUGCAAGCUCGUCUUAUGAGCCAAGCUCUACGUAAGAUGUCAGGAAAUGCUUCCAAAGCUGGAUGCACUCUCAUUUUUCUAAAUCAGAUAAGGCACAAGAUUGGUGUAUAUUAUGGAAAUCCAGAAGUUACUAGUGGAGGGAUAGCUUUAAAGUUCUUUGCAUCACUUCGACUUGAAAUACGUACUAUUGGGAAGAUAAAGUCUGUGAAAGGAGAUGAAGAGAUUGGUCUUAGGGUUCGUGUUAGAGUUCAAAAGAGCAAGGUUUCGAGGCCCUACAAACAAGCUGAGUUUGAUGUUACUUUUGGCGAGGGAGUAAACAAACUUGGGUGUGUUUUGGAUUGUGCUGAAAUGAUGGAUGUUGUGCUAAAGAAGGGUUCUUGGUAUAGUUAUGGAGAUCAAAGGUUGGGACAAGGAAGGGACAGAGCAUUGCAGCACUUAAGAGAGAACCCUGUUCUUUGUGAAGAAAUUGAAAAGAUUGUUCGGCCGAUGAUGUUAGAGAGGAUUGGUGAGGUGGGAUUUUCAAGUGCGCGGCACAAAUCCCAGCAGCCACAACAGGAAGAUGAGGAAUUUUUCGACGAGAUCCAAUAAGAUUUUUGGUGGAAACUAGGUCACAUCAGCAACAUGCUACUACUUUGUAUUUAUUUGACAUAUUUAAUGGCGGUUGCAAGUUCGAGUUUUUGUGCUUGGGAAUGGGAACUAUGAAAAAGGUUAAACACUUUUGUAAGAUGUUCUCAUUUUUACAAGUGAAGCAUCAUUUUGGUACAAAUAGUAACCCUAUUUAGGAGUGA
Messenger RNA from Impatiens glandulifera, 1643 nucleotides. Its product is annotated as DNA repair protein recA homolog 1, chloroplastic. The coding region runs from base 160 to 1443 and encodes 427 amino acids. NCBI's taxonomy places the organism in Eukaryota, Viridiplantae, Streptophyta, Magnoliopsida, Ericales, Balsaminaceae. The transcript has 13 exons. The record is from RefSeq and is a predicted model, not a curated record. Gene Ontology annotation, molecular function: single-stranded DNA binding; ATP binding; ATP hydrolysis activity. Gene Ontology annotation, biological process: DNA repair.